UAAAAAAAUGGUUGCCUGUAAAGUCGGUUUUACGGGCGAAGAUUUUACGUGACAACGUCUUUUUCUCGGUAGAAUAUUUAUUGAUAUGAAUAUAAUUAAAUUGCACAAUAGGAACAAGGAAUUGAAUGAAAAUAAGAAUUCCACAAAUUUUAACUAUAGAAAUAUAUUUUGUUUACUAAAACAUUGUACAUGUAAACUUAAACUUAACACGAGAGACUCAUCGUAACGUUACCGAGCGUUACACUUUUUCAUAAGUGACUCCCAGCCGCAACCUAAUUUAAGACGUUGUCACGUCAAAAAGUAAAUAAGUAAUUGAAAAGAUCGGCGGUUAUACCGCAUCAUCCCUUAUCAGGGGAUGUUCGCCUUAGAUAAAUCUUGUAAGGCCAGUCAGUAAGAGUUUGUAAAGAUAAAAUCGGCGGUUAUCAUUCAUAUUUAAAAUAAUAAUAAUAUUUUAAUUGAGAUACAUAGAUUGACAUAAAUUAGAUUUUCUAAUUUCCGGAUAUAGAAAAUAAAAGACUCCUGUUCAAAUAUAUUGUGGUAACUACAGGCAACUACGGAACCCUACACGACACGCACUUGGCCGUUUUUUUUGUAUUAUUUUUUUACACCCUGGGUUACUUUUCUCCCUCGAAUUUUCCAUAAGGAACCCUUACUUUUUUGAAAAUACUCCAUAGCCUAUGUCCAUCAGGGAUAAUGUAGGAUUCUGAAUGUGUAAGAAAUUUUCAAAUCGGUCCAGUAGUGUUUAAGCAGCAACCACUGGAAUUAUGCGUUUUAAUACACUAUAUUAAAACUAGAACCAAUCUUCAAAUAAUUACAAAUAAAUUGAAAGUUAUUCGUUCUUCCUAGAAUAAUUUUCUAAAAUUAAAUGGAGAGAGCAGUAACCUUUUUAAUCUCAAAUAAAAAGUGUUAUAUUUUUUAUUUGGUCUGAGUUUUUAAUCUAUUGAUAAAUUUUUGAAAUGAAACUUCUUUACGCACGCCGGAUUUGGGGGGUAGACUGGCGAAUGCGUUACGCGUUACGAAAAGUGUGUUCGGGCGAAGCGAACGGGAGUUUCGAUCGGCAGAGUUGGCCCAAUCUCUUGGCCUGCUCAGUUACCCGACCUUACUCCAAUGGACUUUUUCGUGUGGGGUCAGGCCAAGGAACUAGUUUACAAUCAUGUGGAGAUAAACACAAAAGAACAAUUAAUAGAAAAAAUAAAUGCAGCAUUUAAAACGAUGAAACAGGAGAUGAUGUUGAAAAUAAUUUGACAUCAGUCUUUCCUUUUCAUUCUGUAUAGAGAAUGACAAGGAUACACUUGUCAUAUUUAAGUUUAGAUUUAGAGAAUCGUGCCAGAAUCGACACCAUCACUUAAAUAAAAAAAAAUCGCAAAUAUGACUGAUAUUUGUAAAUACAUAUAGGAGGAGCUUACCUGGGUUCGUAUAAACAUUUGCGAAUUCGUGCAGUGUACGUAUGUUUGCACACAAGUAAGUGAUCGACCGGCAUAUGACUAUUAUCCAAGCUAUCGAUAGUAUGCAUAAUUUUGAAUAUUGAAUUUAAAUCCGUGGACAAGAUUAUGCAUGCUGCAACCCUAGUUUUAUUAUAUCUGUGAUACUUACUGACGGUUGACGUUAACGCGCGUGCGUGACUUUUAAGAGGACUGUUUUCAAUGGUGUCAAUUCCGGCAUGACUAUCUAAAUCUAAACUUAAAUUUGACAAAAGUGUAUCCUUGUCAUUCUCUAUACAGAAUGAAAACGAGAGACUGAUGUUAAAUUUAGUUUUAAGUUUAGAGAUUCACGCCAGAAUCGACACCAUUGAUUGAUGAUUGGCAGUAGAUCUAAUCUGUGCUUUAAAAGUGACAGCCGCAGCCAGCACAGCAGUAUGUGUAGCUUGCACAGAGUUCAUUUAAAAAUUAGUUUGUGGCAGCACAGCAGUGCACAGCCGCGGCCGACGAACAGAGGCAGCCUAUUUUUUGAAUAAGUACCCUACCAUUCAAGCACAAGCAAUUUUUUUUUUAUAUUAUCGCCCAAUGUUUUAUUGACACUUGUUGCGAUAAGAAGAAUAAAAAGGUCAAUCAUUCAAUGUUGCUCAGUUUGUGACUUUAUACUUGCGUUGCGUUAGUUCCUCCCCUCGUGCAGACAGAACAGACAGUUCAACUCUGACCUCAGUUGUACACGGGCGCGAACGAGGAAUCCGGAAAAUGGAAGACGAAGUAAAACUGUUCACCCGAGAAGAGCUGAAGUCACGGAACAAGCGCAAUGAUGCCGUCCUCAUCAUCCACAAUGCGGUGUACGAUGUUACAAAAUUCUUAGAAGAGCACCCGGGCGGCGAGGAGGUGCUGCUGGAGAAGGCCGGCCAGGACGCCACCGAGCCCUUUGAGGACGUCAGCCACAGUUCCGAUGCCAGGUCCCUGAUGAAGAAGUAUAAAAUCGGCGAGCUGGUGGAAGCGGACCGCACGCAGAACAAGGCGGCUUACGCGCCCGAAUGGAGCAACGACCAGCCCAACGAACAGGGCAACGCGUGGAGCUCGUGGCUGACGCCGCUGCUGCUGGGCGUGGCGGCCACCGUCCUGUACUGCUACCUGUUCGCGUAGUGGUCGCGGUAUGCCGUCGCAAAACUUCCCAUAUUUACAACCCCAUACAGCACUCCGCCGCCGUUCCCUGCUCAACGUGACGUAAACCAGGGCUUGUUUACCGGUUAAUUUUAAAACCUAAAUCAGUGUCAAGUACAUUAGGAGCGUUUUAUUUAGAUGUGGCUCUACCUUAACCUUAAAAAAACCGGUUUUCCUAAAAAGCGAAAUCAAAUAGGUUUUGAAUCAAUUUAGCGGUUUUUAAAGGGUUUCAUUUCGCUCUUGCUGACGGCAUCGAUAAUAAGUGAAUAAUUUGACUCACUAGACGCUAACAAACUUGUCAAUAAAUGCAUCAAACUCUGAGCAUUAACAAGUUGUGCACGUGUCGCUCUGGAUUAAACCGGUUUAUUAAGGUUUUAGGUACCGCUUUCAUUUCUGACGCGCUCCGAACGAAACCUUUACUAAAAACCGGUAUUAACCUUUAUUUACCGGUAUUUUCGAAACCGAUUUCAAGCCCUGAUGUAAACCGUGCUUAUCUCAUCGGAUAACUGUAACGUUGACCUCUUUAGCAUUCAGACCGAUAGUGAUCGUUGUCGGAGCAGAGCCUCCGCAUGUUGCGUCCGAGGCCAAAUGUUUGUGUAUGACUUGCAUAUAUAAAAUUAGCAGAUUUCGUUUAUCACAAUAAUGCACGUGAUGUUCUCGACUAGUGCGAAUUGAAAGUCUCAAUAAAACUAUAUUAUAAGUACUACGAAUGGAAAUAAAGACGCAUAGUUUAACGAUAGCCGCGCGCAGCCGAUUUGUAAGCUUGUUAGAUGCGAAUUCGCAGGAUCAUUGUGUAUAAUUAAUGCGGCGUACAUUUGAAUGUGUUGUAAAAAAGCCUUUUGUCGGUCGUAUUUUAAGAGGAAUCAUUUAUGUGUAUAAUGCGAUUCAAAUAAGAAUAGGAAAGCCAAGAGACCUCCAUCUGUCAAAUAUCGCUUGAAAAGUACGGCUUGCAAAAAAAACUUGGGACCCUUUUUUGGCACUCUGCUAAUUAUGGAAUAAUAACCAAACAUUUGUAAACAAACAAUAACAAAUAUUGUUAAUUAAUAUUGGUUGAUAUUUUGUUUUCAUUUAUUGAGCUUUGGCUAUGAAUGUUUGAUAACCUAAAUCGUCAACCAAAUGUCACUUUAAGUUGCGUUCAGAAACGCGAUUUAAAACUUUGGUUUACAUAUUGAAUGCAUGUUCGUAUGUGACCUAGUAAUAGUGCAUGAUUAUUCAUAACUACUCCGGCGCGGCGGUAAUGCCGAGAUGAGCGGAAUUGAAGAGCUUAAUUCUGAUUAAUGUUUUUUCUCGCACAGCCAUAAUAAAUAAAUAUUAUUGAAAAAUCGGAUGUUUUUUCUCACUUAAUCUUAGUAAAUAACUUUUAUUAUAUAAAAACUUGGUCACUCUACCUUUUUCGUUUGAAUUGACAGCUAUGACGUCACAAUAUGGCGCCCCGUCGAUCCUAUUCUUAGUUGAAUCGCAUUAAAACGUUUUACAUUUUAUAUGUUUGGUCUAAGCAUAAACUUUGUUUAGUGUGAAUCUAUGAAUAAGUAUUUGCAUUACGGACGAAGGUAUAACAGGUGCUCAUGUUGUAUGCAACAGCAAUAGUGCAUGUAUGUUAAUCUUAUUUGUGAAUAGAGUCAAUUAAUGUUCAAUAGUUAUAUAUAUUUUGCAUGCGACUAUGGAAGCUGUUUUUAUCAUAAUUUGUGCACAAAUCUGUAUUUUCUCUGUUAUUUUGUAAGAAUAAAUGUUAUUUAUCUACAAUUUUACCAAGUUAUUACUUAUAUUGCUACAAGAGGGAGCGAAUACACAUGUGGGCCUUAUAAAUGUCGUUAAGACUAAUUAUUUUUGUACUUGUAAGCCACGAUCAUGUCUGUAUGAGCGUAGUUGAUGAUUUGCUAUACUUUCCCAUUCCUUUAAAUUAAUCUCAUCCAACCCUUUUAGCAUGACCACCGAAACGGGAUAUGAUAUAGCGAUAUAUCGACAUUAUCCUUCAGACUACUGUCAAACUCCAUAGUAGUCUGACAGUUAAUGUCGAUAUAUCGCUUUAUCAUAUCCCGUUUUGGUGGUCAUGUUAGAGGGGCAACAGUCAAAUUACAUGGCGCAGACUAUAACACGAUUUUCAAUAAAAGCAUUAAAAUUUAUUAACAAAUAUUAAUGUUGGUAUCAGUUUAUUCAGUGCAAAUGGUAUAACUAAAGUAUUGCAGUAUUUGUUCUAAAUUUAUUGAAUAAUACUGAAAAAGUCGUUCUUCUAAAUUUUGCUUUGUCAUAAUGAAGUUGGUAAAUAUCUUUGUUAAAUAGAUUUUAAAUCUUUAUAAAACAUCUGGUACAUGUUGUAAGGUAUAUAGUUUUAAAGUAAUUUUCAAUGCCUCUGGUGAGCUAGUAAAUUUGAAACAAAUUAUUUUUAAUGCCAUGUAUAGUUACAAUGGCAUUUUUUAAAAAGUGGUUUAUAUGAGAGUAUAUAAUGUAUGUGUUUCUUUAAUCUUCAUGGUGUGAUUAUGUAAAAAUAGCAGUUAAUUUUGGGUAUUAAAUUAUUAUAAUGCAUUUAAGUUAAAUGCCGAGGUGACAUGGUUUAAGUUUAUUAUAUUUUAUAUAAAUAAAUUGACUUGCGGGUAUUGUCAUAAGUUCUUUUAUUUAUCUAGAUAUGUAGUAAAAAUUAACAGAUAUAACUUUAACAGAGUAUAAAAUAAUAGUCUAGUUUCUUAUAAAUAUUUACCCGUAACAGGAAACACACACCUCAGAACCGUCAGAUCUGAAAUAAAUACAGUACACAUUAAUGGCUAAUGAACAGGGGUAAAGUGGCGUAGCCUUUAGUUUUCAUUAAUUAUGAGAAAGUACCUAUUUAAAUAGUAGACUAUCUAAAUUAUGAAUGAAAAUCAUCAGAAAACUAUAAAAUAAUUUCUGUCUUAGUUUGUCAGUAAACAUUUACAUAUGAGGAGCUGGCAAACUAAACGGUAUAAUUACAUAAAAUUAAAUUUUACAGGAGCUGUAUAAAACUGAAUGACAUACCUACAGUGAGCUUAUGGCAUGGUUUUUAAUUUAUAAUUUUUUGUAAUUUUAACAUAGUUUUGAUUGAAAAUUAUUUGAGAUUCAAAUUCAACGGGUCCGAAACCUCCAGACUGUAAAAAUAUGUACUUUGACCAGAUGCUUAAUUAUACCGUUUCAUAUUUUACAUAUAGAGAUCUGUUUAGCUAAAAAAACAAUCAGGUAUAAAAAAUCUAUUCUUUUGUUAAGUACUGAUUCUUGAUACAAUAGUUUUUUUUUGCAGUUUAUUUUUACAGAAAUUUUUCUUAACCAAUAAGCAAAAAAAUAUAUUAUAAAAAAUAUAAAUAAAUAAAAUACCCCAAUAAUGAGCACAGGAAGCAAUAGGAUUGGUUGCACUGGGUGCAGUGGUGCUGGCACUGGGCACACAUCACCCGGUCGCAGUAUGCACACACCAGAACUGAAGAUUCCCCACAACUGCAUUGUUUGACAACUGAACAUCUGUUUUCCACCUGCAUUUUCCAUAUGACAAAAGAUAAUAAAUUAUAAAUACCUAAUUCAGUGUAAGUAAGUUUGAACAAACGAUAAUACACUGACUGCUUUCACCUAAACAAUAAAAGGUAUGUGCUCAAUAUAAAGAGCUAUUCACCCAUCUAGUUUUUAAAGGUCAUAAAUGUCAAAUAAUCUAAAAUUGAGUUGCCAACAAUGCCAGAACUUUCCAUACCAAAUUUUAUUAAAAUCCUUCCAGCCGUUUAGAUGUGAAGAAGUAACAAACAUACACACUCACAAACACACCACCUUUAUAAUAUUAGUCUGAAGAUCUAGACACGCAAAUUUUGCAUUGACUGUAGGGUGAUGCAUUUAUCUUACUAAACAUGCAAGUAUAAAUUCAUUCAUAGUUAUGGCAGUAUAAUUGUAUCAACAUUAGUCACUAGAUUAAAGUUGUUGGUCUAUUGUACAAAUGAUACCAUAUACUGCUGACUAUAAAUGCUGAAAAAAGUUUUAGAACAGGUUUGAUAUUGGUCUGUAGGCCAAACAUGUAUGGAAGCUGAGCAAUCUCCUUUAGACCAUCCUAACCUUAAUAUAACAAACCUCAGUUUAAAGAAUUACUCGGUAUAACAAAUAUUUACUUCUUCCCUACCAAUUUGUUGUAUCGAGGUUGCAGUGUACUUACCUACCCAAUUAUUUUAAUAACACUUUGUUAAUAUUACUCACCACUGUUCCUGAGUGUGAAAGAUUGCCAUUUUUCCCUAUAAAAAGCUGUUUCAUUUUAUCUCUACAAGAAGGAGCAGCGAUAGCAUUGUUACUUUGUAACACCGGUGCUUUCUUGGCACCUUUAAAUAGUAGCUCGAGUGUCUUUUCUAGAACAAACACUUUCUGUAUGAUUGUAUAUCUAGUGGAAGAAAUAACGCCAGAGAAUUACAAUCUCAACAGCAAUACAAACUUACCAUAAACUUUUUCAAGUCUUACUUCAUUGUUGUUGAAUUGCUUCAACCCAACAUGAAUUUUACUCUGAGGAAGAAAAUCUUCAGUGAAAGGGUUACUUCUUUUUGCCAUGGUUUUCCAAGUGGAUUCUGUAUUUCUGUAACACUAAGAUUUUUUAUAAAAAUGGUUGAAGGUAAAAACGAUGCACAUAUUAAACAGAAAAAUCAUUUGUUUCGUUUCAAGUAUUUGAUGGGUGACAAAAAUAAUGAAGGUAUAUACAAGAUAAACUAUAAACAUGAAAAUCAUUUUAUUAUUUCAAUUAUUUGAUGGGUGAAAAAAAUAAUGUACGGUACAUCUUACUUAAUACUUCCAUGCGUUUUGACUAGCGCGAUAGCGGAAUUAAGUUUAAUUCAAUCACAGAAAUUAUAAAAUUAAAACAAAAUGAUCGAAAAACAAAACUUUUACAAACAUCAAAACAAUACAAAAUCCAUUAUCAUUUGUCACUGUCAUAAGCAGACUGUCA
Chilo suppressalis (striped riceborer) is the source of this 7494-nucleotide messenger RNA. The record is from the annotation of a GenBank genome assembly. NCBI's taxonomy places the organism in Eukaryota, Metazoa, Arthropoda, Insecta, Lepidoptera, Crambidae.